AUGGAUCCUGACCGAGCUGUAGCAGAUGACGUAGAAAGCAAUGCACCAACCCCCACUCAAGGGACGGUGCCUGAAGAAAGUAGACCUGUAACCGAUGAUGCCUACCAUUGGUGGAAGACUUUGAUUUCGGUUGUACCUAAGGAGGCGGUUACUUGGGACUUCUUUCAGGAGGAAUUCCGGAAGAAGUAUUUUAGCAAGAGGUUUAUCAACCAAAAAUGUAAGGAAUUUCUUGGACUUAAACAGGGCCGCAUGUCAGUUACCGAAUAUGAACGAGAGUUCGUUCGGCUCAGUAAGUAUGCCCAAGAAUGCAUGCCCACUGAGGCUAAGAUGUGCAGGAGGUUUGAGGAUGGACUUAAUGAGGAUAUCAGGGUGUUAGUGGGCAUCCUUGAACUAAAGGAGUUUGUUGUGCUCGUUGAACGGUCUAAGAAAUCUAAAGAUGUGUAUUCUCGUUCUUAUGCAUCGACAGGACACUCCCACGUAAAUCGUAAGAAGCAAAGUUCGGGUUUCUGGACUCACGCUACAUCUGUAGCUAGCGUAGGAGACGUUAAACCUCAUCGACCCGAGUGUGAAUACUGCGGAACAAGUCAUCCGGGCUCAUGUAAGAGGAAUGAUGGGACGUGUUAUAGAUGUGGUUCUCAAGACCACUUUAUUAAGGAUUGUCCCGAGACGAACGAAAGAUUUCAAAAUGCAAGACAGAGUGGUCCGGCUUCAAAGGCGAGCCCCUCGAAAAAUACCGGUACUGGAGCUAGUAGCAAAAAUGUAACACGAGAGACGACAGUACAAUCUGACGCUAGGGCUUCGGUUAGAGCCUAUGCCAUACGAGCACGUGAAGAAGCAUCAUCGGCUGACGUGAUCACUGGCACAUUUUCUCUUUAUGACACUGUUGUUAUUGCUUUGAUAGAUCCAAGAUCUACACAUUCAUGUGAUCCGGAAGAAUUGCCAGGUUUACCCCCGGUUAGGGAAGUUGAAUUUGGUAUUGGGUUAAUGCCAGGGUCUGCACAUAUCUCUAUCAAUCCGUAUCGGAUGGCUCUGAUGGAGUUAAGGGAAUUAAAGUCACAGUUGUAA
Gossypium arboreum is the source of this 1065-nucleotide messenger RNA. RefSeq lists its product as uncharacterized. The record is from RefSeq and is a predicted model, not a curated record. Lineage: Eukaryota; Viridiplantae; Streptophyta; Magnoliopsida; Malvales; Malvaceae. The transcript is spliced from 4 exons. The coding region runs from base 1 to 1065 and encodes 354 amino acids. Gene Ontology annotation, molecular function: nucleic acid binding; zinc ion binding.